Molecule: messenger RNA, 3150 nt
Organism: Larimichthys crocea (large yellow croaker)
Lineage: Eukaryota; Metazoa; Chordata; Actinopteri; Sciaenidae
Gene: haus6
Product: HAUS augmin-like complex, subunit 6
Exons: 16
Coding region: 283-2766 (827 amino acids)
Biological process (GO): spindle assembly
Cellular component (GO): mitotic spindle microtubule; HAUS complex
Molecular function (GO): microtubule binding
Source: RefSeq, a predicted model, not a curated record
AACAACCUCCGGGUCGUCGUUGGAAAAAAUUGGCGGUUUGCGUUGUUGCUGUUGUUUCCUCGCGGAGCUUUCUGAACUUUAGUUUGGCAAAGAUGAACUCAAACGUCACGUAACCGGACCUUAACAUCACCCUAGCACGCCGGCAGUGCUCGGUAAUCUGAAAACAGCUCGUUAGAUGAAAGUUGACCAACUUUAAAAGCUGUCAACUCUGUCGCUAGCAGCUGAAGCUAGCUGUCCCUCCACACCCCGGAGCCUGACUUUGUUUGUUCACUUCUCGGUGUGAUGGCGAACACGGCGCAGAAGAAGAAUGGGAAGUAUCUGUGGUUUGCUCUUCUCGGGCUUGGAUUUCAACCGGAUACGGCGACGACGUCGAUCGCCGGCAAAGCCAACAUUAACGUGAAACACAUCAACCUGGGGCCGAAUAUGUUUGACAAACCAAACAAGGACGCCUCCUACAUAGUAACCACUUUCCUGUUGGAAAAGCUGAACCCUGCACGAUUUAACGAGGCGUACAGGUACUGCUGGCCUGUUUUGAACCACAAGGCUGAUGCAGAGUUUCGCAAAGUUACCUGCACUUGGUUAAAAGAAAUAAUGGAUGAAACUGCAAACGCAGGAUCCAAAGUGGUAGCGUCCUUAUUCCUCUCGCCCGGAGGACCCAAGUUUAUCAGCUUGAUGCUACAUUUGGCCAAUCACGUCAUGCUGCAGGAAAUGAAGACAUUCAGCACAGAUGACAGCUGGGUCCCCGAGGCGGCAAUGAUGCCCGCGUCCUCCCUGGACAUGGCGGUGAAGAGACUUCACCUGGUCAGUACCAGGUUUUUGAAAACUGCGGUGGAUCAGGACCGUUUUCUCCACGAGUACCAAAAAAAAGCCCAGCUCCUGGUGAGGUCUAUGAAGGACCUCAGAGCAGAGGGCACCAAGUAUGAUGAGCUGCUCAAGCGUCACAGCAGUGAUUCUACCCAGGAGGGAGCAUCUCCAGCUGAGAAGACCAAGAGGGUGCGCUCUUUGUGGUCGGACAUUGAUGGAAUGCUGUGGGCUAUCAAAGAGGAGCAGCAUGCAGUGGAAAGUGUCUUGAAAGGGGAUGUAGAUCAGUACAUCCUGGACGGGACAGAUCGAGUCCUCAGGAUUCCCCGGACUCUGCUGGAGAGAGUUGAACAGCUUCCACAUCAGUUGAGCUCAGGGAAUGUGUAUGAGGCCGGCCAGCUCAACCUCCUGUGUGUGUUGGAGCUGAUGAACCACACGCUGCAGCUCCUGAAAGAGGAGCGUUCUCGGGUCGCUCAUGCACCCAAACCUCAGCUUAGUCCGAAGCACCUGCAGGAGAAAUGUCAGCAGAUGGCCCGUGUGCUGCAGAACCUCCACCUCAUCAGACAGAAGAUUUCCAAGGAAGGCAUUCCUGAGGUUAGAAGUACCAUCAGAGAGUUGGAGGCUGAGUGGGACAGGAAGUGGAUGGAAAUCCUGAAAGACACGCCCCUCGUCUCUUUUCUGAAUGAAGAUCCUGCUCUUUGCUUCCUCUCGCCAAUGGCUCCUCUGUCCUUUGAACCAGCAGCUGAGGCUGGUUACAGAAGUAGUGUGUUCUCCCAGUACCCUGCAACACUUCUUGAGGAGAAGCCUGCAGAGCAUAAAACCCAGGAAGACGUCCAGCCUAGUUCUUCUGACCUGAAGAGCUCUUGUCCUGCCACAGCAGAGAGGACUGAAAGUCCUGUUGUCUCCACUGAAGUGCCCUCGCAAGCGAACACUUCUCUCGACUGGCUUUUCGACACUCCUCCAUCUCCUUAUCAGAGGGGUCGAGCUCCAUCGGUACCGCCACUUCAGGCCAGUGUGAGGAAGAUGACCCGUGUUUAUCCGAAGGCAUCUCCCAUGAGGACCAAGACUCAAAUAUUGGACAUGGAGUGUGAUAACCUCGCUGAUCAGUUUGCAGAUGCUGUAACUACAGCCACUCCAGAAGGUCGGGGCAAAGGUCUGGACCUGGAGGGCAUUCUCAGCACUCUGCACGGAGAUCCCUUCUCUACUAGGAAGCAGCUGCCACGUACACCAGAGAGCUUGAUUAUGGAUGUGAAGAGCUCCUGGCGUAAAGCCCUGGAGGAAGACAAAGCAGAGAAAAUGGGGCGGUCAGUGGUUAACAACAGUGUGAUCGGCCACCUCACUCCUGUCGCUGAGGCUCACGAUGUGUUGCUGAGCCCCGAUGCUGCUUCCCCAAAUGUCACCUGCGGUAUCACUUCCACUGUCAUGGGCCACAGCAGCCCCCCCGUCAGCGAGCAGGGGCUCUUACUGAAGUCCACCUUACUGUGGGACACCUUCAACACUGAGGCCCACGACAGCCCGAGUGGCACAGGCAGCAGUGCGGUCCAGUUCAGCCUCGACCACGAAACUCUCCCGGAGAUGCCAAGCUGCGACAGUCUGCUGAGCCUCGACGACGAAGCAGUGGAUAUGAAGAGCGAGGAUGAGGAUGACGAGCUCCUCAUCCCCUCCCUGAAGACGGAGGCGACACAGUCGCCGCCAGCCACACGUCGUCAUCUGGAGUGGAUCCAGCAGGGGCUGGGCGAUGGCUCCUUCAUGGGAAGCAGGAAGAGGACACCAGAGUGUCUUCUGUCGGAUCACGCUGACUUGGACAGAGACUGGCUGAUGGAGCCUGUGAAGUCAGUGGACGCCACAGAUAAGGUCUUCUCACUGGACCUGGACGCACUCAAGACACCUUCACCUACAAAGAAGCAGGAGUACAGCCUCCCAAAACUGAUCACAUUUUCACCCAUAGAUGACAUGAAGUGUUAACUACAUUCAUACAAAACCACUUUUCAGCCUCCACUGCCUUGAACUAUUUCCCUUGACUUUAAUAGACAUGUUUAUUAACAUUUGUACAUAGCUGUGAAAUAACCUGUCACGAUCUAAAUGUUUUCUGUGCAUUUUGUUUUAAUUUAAAAUAAGACAUGAGCUGCUUUAAUAAAAUAAAGUGUGGUUAACUUUUACUUGUUUGUACAUAAUUAGGAUUGUUAAUUUCAUAAUGUCUUAAACAUAAAACCCCUAAACAUUUCAUUUCCAGGAUCUGUCUGUAAAAUGUCUGGUAGCAUAAAACUGUUUUGAACUUAAGGAAUUGAGUCUGCUGUAUUUUAAAUUGCACUAUUGCCAUGGUUUCUAACCACGUCAACAGGAUGUUGA